This is a messenger RNA of Hermetia illucens (black soldier fly), 1547 nucleotides long. Its product is annotated as globin CTT-I/CTT-IA-like. The record is from RefSeq and is a predicted model, not a curated record. The coding region runs from base 312 to 860 and encodes 182 amino acids. The transcript has 5 exons. NCBI's taxonomy places the organism in Eukaryota, Metazoa, Arthropoda, Insecta, Diptera, Stratiomyidae. Gene Ontology annotation, molecular function: oxygen binding; heme binding.
CUGUCUUGCCUAGUCUGUGCCAUAAAGGGACAAUAAGAGUUUCAGAAUAUAUUUUUAGGAAUAUUGAAGUGGAAAUCAAAUACAUAUAGAAUAUAGAUAUAGAUAUAUGAAAGGUUUUGUUUGUUUCUUUUAGUAAGGGAAACGUGUCAGUUUUUAUUAUAGACAGAAGCGUAAGGACCUUACAAAUCGAACAAAUCAUCGAGAGGACCAAACAGCGAAGCUAACGUAGUGCAAGUUGGUGUUUUAAUUUACCGUUCUUACUCUUUUGGUAUCAUCUAAAUUGCAAGGGAAAAUAAGGUUGAAUACUUAAAAUGGGGAUGAUUGUAUCCUUUCUGCAACCCAAGGAUAAAGUACCCGAUUUCAUAGAAUUCACAGCAGAAGAUGUAACCAACAUAAAACGGACAUGGGUACUUCCGCAUGAACAUCCAAUGGACGUUGGCGAGAAAAUUCUCUACAAAUAUUUCGAGACAUUUCCGGUCUAUCAAGAGUUCUUCGAGCACUUCAAAAAUUACCCUUUAUUGACCUUAAAGGGUGCACCUGGUUUUCGAACACAUGCCGGUCGAAUGAUUCGAGUUUUCGAUAGCAAUGUGGACGUCCUGGCCGAAGGAAACAUUGAAACGGAAAUGGAGAAAAUUUGGCUACCGAUUGCCCGGAGUCAUUAUCGACGAGAAAUUCCACAAAAGGCUUUUCGGGAUUUUAGAACUAUUGCGGUCGAAGGACUUCAAGAAUUGUGUAACUUAACGGAGGCCGAAUGCAAAUCGUACAAAGUAUUUUUCAAUAACGUCCAUCAUGUUGUAUUUGAAGGACUAGAGGCUGUGGCAAAACUUGAAGGACAUCACCAUCAUGCUCAUAACAUAUAAUCUGCAAUGAAUAGAUAAGCCAAUACGGAGUUCAUACAUUUUAUUCGCGAGUUGGAAUUUUCGCAGCCUGUAAUGAUGCUCACCCUUUUUACAACCAACACAUAAUGCAAGGACUAAUUGGAAAAUAAAAAAUCAUCAUUUUUGUUAAAAAUGCUUUGUUUAUCGAUUAUUUUUUACAUAAUAUAAUAUAAAUAAAAUAUAAUUUUUCCCUCAAUUGCAAAUAACAAUAUCUAUACUUUAUAGAAUAAUUAUUUAGUAUCUAUUCUAUGUUAUUCAACAAUAACAUACUAAAUCUGAAAGACUAGUGCAACUAUUACAUGUACUGAAUAAGAAUUUAUAUACUAAAAAUGUUUACUAAAUAAAAGAUAUAAAAAGAUCCGAACUUAUUACGUAAUGAAUAAUUAAUUAUUUCGAUUCAGCUUCACAUCCAAAACUAAUUAACUAAAGCAAAAUCAUCAAAUAAUAAGAAAGGAUCUAAUGAGACGAGAUUUUCAUAUGGCCCUACUGGUAUCGCAAUCAAAAAGUUGGCGUGUAUGAUGUUUCCGAAAAUAUGCGGCGUCCUGUAUACUGGGGUAUGGAACAGAUUGUUCCCGAAAUAUCGAUAUUUGCUUUAUAAAAUAAUCACUACUGGCUUGGUGCCAGUUUGUGUAAGCGGAUCUACACAAACCGGACACCGCAAAUCAGUGA